Messenger RNA from Aplosporella prunicola CBS 121167, 3006 nucleotides. RefSeq lists its product as uncharacterized. NCBI's taxonomy places the organism in Eukaryota, Fungi, Ascomycota, Dothideomycetes, Botryosphaeriales, Aplosporellaceae. Gene Ontology annotation, biological process: DNA strand elongation involved in DNA replication; double-strand break repair via break-induced replication; mitotic DNA replication initiation. The transcript is spliced from 7 exons. Gene Ontology annotation, cellular component: MCM complex; nucleus. The record is from RefSeq and is a predicted model, not a curated record. Bases 165 to 2816 code for a protein of 883 amino acids. Gene Ontology annotation, molecular function: ATP hydrolysis activity; single-stranded DNA binding; ATP binding.
UCCACAUUGGUCUCCUCAGCAACGCAAAACACCGCUCCACCAAACACCAGAGAUACCCGCGCAACACCUUACCGCGCACCCCAGCCGCGUUUCCGGGACCUUGGACCUCCUCACAUAUCACAUAAUCCCAAUUAACCGUCCCGCGAGGCAAACGGCUCUGCAAGAUGGACGGCAUCGAGCUGAGAGAUGAGGCCGUUCGCGACCGCAUCAGAGCGGCUGAGGAGUUUUUGGAUCCUACCGACCUUCGCGCGCGCAGCUACCGGGCGGAAAUCACGCUUAUGCUCAAUCGUGGACUGAGGAGACUGAAGGUCAGCUUGGACGAAAUCAGAGCGCACAACAGGGAGCUUUCCGAUGGACUGCUCAACCAGCCUUUCGAAUACUCCAUGGCCUUUGAUCGCGCUCUCAAGAAUGUCGUCUCGACAUUGCCGAACCGGCCGCCAAAGGAAACUGCUGAUGAAAUUAUGUACUACUGCGCAUACUACGGCAGCUUCGGAGAAUUCUCCUGCAAUCCCCGCACACUGAGCUCUCAACACCUGAACCACAUGGUCUCCCUCGAGGGUAUUGUGACCAAGUGCUCGCUCGUCAGGCCUAAGGUUGUCAGGAGCGUACAUUAUAACGAGGCCAAGAAUAUUUUCCAGUUCAGGGAUUACAGGGAUCAAACUAUGACCAUGGGCGCAGCUAGUACAAGCGUUUAUCCCACAGAGGAUGAGGAGGGCAAUCCGCUAGUCACUGAAUACGGUUACUGCAACUACCGUGAUCACCAGACGAUUUCGAUACAAGAGAUGCCCGAGAGAGCACCUGCUGGACAGCUGCCUCGUGGCGUUGACGUGGUUCUGGACGACGACCUCGUGGACAGCGUAAAGCCCGGUGAUAGGAUCCAGCUCGUCGGUACUUACAGAUCUCUCGGAAACCGCAACGCCGGCAAUGCUAGCUCCACAUUCCGCACUCUCAUUCUCGCCAACAACAUCAUUCUUCUUUCCUCCAAGUCGGGCGGAGGUAUCGCGCAAGCAACCAUUACCGACACGGAUAUCCGCAACAUCAACAAAGUCUCCAAGAACAGGAAGGUUUUUGAACUCCUGUCGCAAUCUCUUGCGCCGAGUAUCUACGGCCAUGAUUACAUCAAGAAGGCUAUUCUGCUCAUGUUGUUGGGUGGUAUGGAGAAGAACCUGGACAAUGGUACCCAUCUGAGAGGUGAUAUCAACAUCUUGAUGGUUGGUGACCCGUCAACGGCCAAAUCUCAACUCCUUCGCUUCGUUCUCAACACUGCGCCUCUCGCCAUUGCUACAACCGGUAGGGGCUCUUCAGGUGUCGGUCUUACUGCAGCUGUCACUUCGGACAAGGAAACUGGCGAACGCCGCCUUGAAGCUGGUGCUAUGGUUCUCGGUGACCGCGGUGUCGUCUGUAUUGAUGAAUUUGACAAGAUGAGCGAUGUUGAUCGUGUCGCCAUUCACGAAGUCAUGGAGCAGCAGACCGUCACCAUCGCCAAGGCCGGUAUCCACACUUCGCUGAACGCGCGCUGCAGUGUCAUUGCUGCAGCCAACCCGAUCUACGGACAGUACGACACGCACAAGGACCCCCACCGCAACAUCGCCCUCCCCGAUUCCCUUCUCUCGCGUUUCGAUUUGCUGUUCGUUGUCACAGACGACAUCGAGGAUGUCCGGGACCGUCAAGUUUCGGAGCACGUCCUGCGUAUGCACCGUUACAGGCAGCCUGGCACUGAGGAGGGUGCGCCUGUCCGCGAGCAGGGCACGCAAACUCUGGGCGUUGGACUUGACGAGGACGCGGAUGCAAACCGGCCCACAGAAGUGUAUGAAAAGUUCAAUGUCAUGCUGCACGCAGGUGUCACGGUCACGGUUGGCCGCGGCUCGGCGCGUCGCAUCGAAGUUCUCAGCAUCCCCUUCAUCAAGAAGUACAUUCAGUACGCCAAGUCUCGUAUCAAGCCAGUACUCACCAAAGGCGCGGCGGACCACAUUGUUGCCACGUACUCGGCGCUCCGUAACGACGAGAUGGAGAGCAACCAGCGCAAGACGUCUCCUAUGACGGCGCGUACUCUGGAGACCCUCAUUCGUCUUGCUACUGCGCAUGCCAAAGCUCGGUUGUCCAACCGCGUCGACUCAAAGGAUGCCGAGGUCGCAGAGAGCAUCUUGCGGUUUGCCCUGUUCAAGGAGGUUGUUGAAGACGAGCGCCGCAAGCGCAGGAGGGUCACCCGCGACACGGACGCUAUGUCGACCGACUCGGGCGACAGCUCCGAUGAUGACGGCGACGACACGCAAAUAACGCGCCAGACGCCGCGCACGCCACGUAGGACAGGCGGCCCCGCCACGAGGAGCAGCGGUCCAGCCGCCACCGAGGGCACCAAUGGCGCUCCCGCCGAAGACGACGACGAAGACCUCUACACACAGACGCCGCGCACACAGCGCACACGCGGAAGCCGCACUACAGGCACGCAAGGCCAGUCAUCGCAGUACUCGAUGGCGUCGUCGCAGCCUGCGUCGCAGCUGCUGGGCUCCGAGACGACGGGCCAGGACGAGUCGCAAUCUCAGGAGCAGGAACAAGCACAGGCGCACACCACCGAAGGCGCGGCAGAGAUCUCGCCUGCGCGCGUGCAAGCGUUCCAGACGGCAUUGGGACAGCUGAUUGACGGUCCGUUAUUCGCGAACGAUGCCGCGGACGUGGAACCGCUUGUUGCGGCGGUGAAUGCGAGAUUGAGGGGUGGAGAGGCGGCGUUUGAAGCUGCGGAGGCGGAGCAGGCGCUCGAGACGCUGAGUGAACGGAAUAAGAUUAUGUAUUCCGGCGGGAUUGUGUACAAGAUUUAGGGAGGGUAAGGUACUGGAGCUGUAGGAGGUGGGGUUGGGGAAGAUGGGCGCGGGUUUUGAAAAGGCACUGGAUGGGGAGUUUGAGGUGUGUAUGGUUACGCUAUGGGUGCGUGGGUAUAUCAGCUGUUGUGCGUUUCACGCAUUGAAUUGAAUGUAGUCGUUAGAUACGAAUAUGGAGUCCUUGUUGCAG